AUGACAUUCGCCUACCCACGCAACACGGGCGCUUCUUCCCUUCCCUCCUUCAAGCAAAAUCAAUCACCGAGAUCGCAAAAUUUCGUCAGUCGCGUGUGGGACUGCAUCCCCCCAGCAGCAAAACAAUGGCUUCCCGGGAGUGUCAGCCGGGGAAUUGGUAGAAAUCGGGAGAGUAAGGGUAUUAAGACAACGGCUAUCAACCUUGUCAAACGUAUCUUUACGAUUCCCAAUGCCAUUAUUUUGCUGUGGAUGUUCUCAAUUCGGUGGGGUGAACGGACGGUAUUUCAGGACAGCAUCAAUAACUGCCUUUGGGACAGCUGGGAGGAAUGGCCUCAAGAUGCCACGCCACACCACAUUGCCUUCAUCGCCGACCCCCAACUUGUUGAUCCCCACACUUACCCCGGUCGACCAUGGCCUGUGUCGACGUUGACGGUCAAAUACACUGACCAAUAUAUGCGACGGUCAUUUUCCUUGAUACAAGAUCACCUCGAGCCGGACUCAGUGCUGUUUCUUGGCGACCUUUUCGAUGGCGGCAGAGAAUGGGCCACGGCUACAAGUAGCAGCCCCGAACCGCGGUGGAAGAAGUAUGCAGACUCCUUUUGGAAGAAGGAGUACGGGCGAUUUAUUAAAAUUUUCCUGGACCCGUGGGAGAAAUUAGUGAAGCCACCUGUCGAUGGACGAGGGCGCAGAAUGAUUGCUAGUCUACCUGGCAAUCAUGAUCUUGGGUUCGGUAACGGCAUCCAGGAACCCGUCCGUGAUCGCUUCGAGUCCUUUUUUGGAAACCCCAACCGCGUCGAUGUUAUUGGGAAUCAUACUUUUGUUUCAGUGGACACUCCCUCCCUGAGCGCGAUGGACCAGCCCGACCCAUUGACGGGCAGCUCUCCGACAGCUAGCGAUGAAAACCGUACUCUCCGUCCGAUCUGGAAAGACGCAGAUGACUUCUUGGAUAAGAUGGCUAUCCACAAGGCCAAGGCGGAGACGGACGAGCUGCGAAUGCUGCAAAACAAAACCGAGGGGCAUAAUAUAUUCGAUUAUCGUGUUGUCGACGCUGUCGAACCCGCCAUCCAUGAAAAGCCCCAGCCAACAGGCGUCGGCCUUCCCACUAUUAUUCUCACACAUGUCCCUCUCUACCGCAAGCCAGCCACUCCCUGUGGUCCUCUCCGCGAACGAUACCCGCCCUCUUCAUUGGACGAGGAAUUGGCAGAGGACGAGCCUAACUCUCUGAGAAUUGCCGGAGGCUAUCAGUACCAGAAUGUCCUAACGCAGACCGUUUCCACCGAAUUGGUUUCCAAGGCAGGACCCAACGUCGUCCAGGUGUAUUCCGGCGACGACCAUGACUACUGUGAAGUGUCCCAUCGGGAAUUCAACGGCUCGCCCAACGAAAUAACAGUCAAAAGCAUUUCCUGGGCGAUGGGAGUCCGCCACCCAGGAUUCGUACUCACCAGUCUGUGGAAUCCAAUCGACCCCAAGACAGGCAAAACCAUCCAAGACGGAUCACCACCCACUAUCCAAAACCACCUCUGUCUCCUCCCAGAUCAGUUGGGAAUCUUCUUCUAUUACCUCACCAUCCUAGGCCUCAGCGUCUGCAUCCUCCUCCUUCGUUCCAUCUACCGCGUCCUCUACACCCCAGAACCAUCCCCAACCGGCGCCCUUCUCCCCCUCUCCGAGCGCCGCUCUCUCCCACACCACCAGUACCACACCUCCGGUGCGUCCAGCUCUACUCUCUCACCGGGUGGUUUAGCCAGCCGCAGUGGCAUGGCAGCCUCCAUCCGCUACCCCGGAACUAAAUCCCCGCAAGAAGCUUAUCGGGGUACAGACGAUGAUCUCGGACCCGUUGCCUCAAAGGACAAGGCUGCAUGGCGCCCCGCCUCGGCUACCCGCUCCCGAUCAACGGUGUCCCUCAUUGUCCGGGAUCUGUACCAUUCCGUCAAGUUUGUGGCGCUAGUGGUGCUGACCGUGUAUUUCAUCCUGAUCUGGCGCUGGUAG
This is a messenger RNA of Penicillium samsonianum, 1986 nucleotides long. RefSeq names its product putative manganese ion homeostasis (Fr). The transcript has 2 exons. Bases 1 to 1986 code for a protein of 661 amino acids. Gene Ontology annotation, biological process: GPI anchor biosynthetic process. The record is from RefSeq and is a predicted model, not a curated record. Gene Ontology annotation, molecular function: hydrolase activity. Gene Ontology annotation, cellular component: endoplasmic reticulum. NCBI's taxonomy places the organism in Eukaryota, Fungi, Ascomycota, Eurotiomycetes, Eurotiales, Aspergillaceae.